UUCCUCCCGGAAGACAAACGGCGUCGAGGAGCCGGCUGGUUCCCUUGUGGGACCCAGGCGGAGUCGGAGAGAGCCGGGGAGAUGGACGACGUGAGCGGGGUGUCGGUGGAGCCGUGCGCCGCCUCGCGAUACCUGCGGCCCCAUCGCAUCUCGUACACGCAGAACGGGGUGAGGAAGACGUGGGACUUCAUGGAAACUCAUGACAGCGUCGCCGUCCUCCUCUUCAACACCACGCGCCGCUGCUUUGUCUUCGUCAAGCAGUUCCGGCCAGCCGUCUACGUGAACGAGCGCGAGUGGAGGCGGAAGCAGCGACUCAUGGAGGCGACCGAGGCAGCGGGGACUCGGACGCUGCGUGGGGCCACAGGGGAGAGCGUUGGCGAGAGGGAGGCCCAGGCCUUGCCCGGCUCGGCGGGGGUGACGUGCGAGCUGUGCGCGGGCAUCCUGGACCACCCGGGGGUCUCGGCGGCGGACACCGCACGCCUCGAGCUCAUGGAGGAGUGUGGCUAUGAUGUGCCGCUCGAGGAGCUCCACUGCGUCACCUCCUACAGGACAGGCGUGGGGGUGUCCGGGGCAAGGCAGACCCUGUACUACGCGGCCGUGACCGACGCGAUGCACACGGGGCCUGGCGGGGGCCGGUCCGACGAGGGGGAGCUCAUCGAACUCAUGGAGCUCCCGUUGGAGCACGCUGCUCAGUUCAUGGAGGCCGCGGACAUAGAGCGGCCCCUGGGCGUCCUCUACGGCCUCUUGUGGUUCCUGAGCAACGUGGCUCCCAGCCUGCCCAACACCAGCCCCGGGCCUGUCCCAGCCGUGGCCCCAACUUUAACCCAAUAGCGAUGUUCGUGUCCUUUACAAUAAAUAUAUUAUAUUCCAGUCAUGCUGCUUAAGUUCCCCCUCAAGUUUUCCCUGAAUUUCCCCCAGAUUGUCCAUGAUUUGCCCCGAGUAACCCCCGAGUUGCCCCGAGAUGCUGCAGAGUUGCCCCAGAGUUGCUCCCACCUUUAUCAUAGAGGAUGCCUCCCCAGUUGGUAUCGCAGUGGCACUGGCAGUGCUCGGAUCAGGAGCCGUACACACGCAGCCUGAGUAGGGGAUACACUCCCCACACAGCGCUCGCUGGGUGGGGGGGAGUGAGUGGUGAGGGAGUCCGGUGAGUGAUGCUUCAAGUUGCAGAGGCGACUUCUGAGCCCCUCACUCACCGAUGGGUACUCGCUCUGUCGCCCCUCGUCUCACAAUCGUCACGGAGCACCGGGUUAGCAGCCGGCCAUGAGCCGGCACCACAGCCAAACGUUGGUGCAUAUUCCACGUUUAGUCUCUGAGACGGCCGCUACCGCGUGGUGAGCGGGGAGGGCUCGUGGAGCGAUGCGCGUUCAGCGAGUCUGAAGGGUGAUGGUGAAGGCGUUGAUGGUAUAGUUCGCCAUCAUCGAUGUACAGAUUGUAUAUUGAACUUUUUUCGCACCAUGCGUAGCCAACCGUGCUAAUCAGAGGUGCGGGGGAAGGACAGCAAACUAAACACGUUUCAUUUGUGUCGAUGGCGACAGUGGUACUAAGCCUCAUGAUGAUGAUCAAUAUGAUGGUGGUUCUGAUGUUGACAAAGAUGAAUAUGAUUUUUGUCAGUUAUCAGUGUGAAGGUGCCAGUGAUCAUAAAGAUGGUGGUAAUGACGGUGUCGAUAAAGUUGUUGUUUAUGAUGAUGGUAACGAUGCUGGUCUCUGUGAUAGUAAUGAUGAUAAAGGGUGUGGUUAUGUUGACACACAUGG
Lethenteron reissneri (Far Eastern brook lamprey) is the source of this 1749-nucleotide messenger RNA. RefSeq names its product nudix hydrolase 14 (gene NUDT14). Gene Ontology annotation, molecular function: metal ion binding; UDP-sugar diphosphatase activity. The record is from RefSeq and is a predicted model, not a curated record. Lineage: Eukaryota; Metazoa; Chordata; Hyperoartia; Petromyzontiformes; Petromyzontidae. Gene Ontology annotation, biological process: nucleoside phosphate metabolic process; ribose phosphate metabolic process.